AUGGCAAUGACAACUCCUACCUCCUCUCCGCUCUCCGCUCUCCGCCAGCUUGGGGAUCGCCGCGCCCGUGGCAUCGUCGCUUUCGACCCGUACACUACUAGCUCCGAGACGCUCCAGCAAUGGCACCGUCUGGGUGUGCGAGGAGUACGCAUCAAUUUGAAAUUCGUCGGCGCGACGAUGGACCGGUCAACCUUUGAACGUCUUCUGCGCCGUAGCGCCCACGCCGCUCGCCCUCUAUCCUGGGUCAUUCAGCUCCAUAUACCUAUGGUCCUAGUCGAUUGGCUUGUGGAGUUUGCAGCUGAUCUCGAUGUGAAGAUCUGUCUCGACCACUUUGGUUCUCCUGACCUGUCCCCUUCGUUGAUCGACACGACGGACCCCUACAGCAUAGCUGGAUUCAGGUCCCUGGUCGAUCUCCUGGCCCAGGGCAAGACAUACGUCAAGUUCUCCGCGCCUUAUCGAGUAUCGCACGAUACAGCCUUGGGCGACCUGGCCCCGUUAGCAUUAGAGCUUCUUCGAGUAGUUGGGACGACACGGCUGGUCUUCGCCACGGACUGGCCGCAUACUCGGUUCAACGGGUUGAGUAUAGCACCAUUUGUGCAGCAGUGUAUCGAAUGGUGUAAGCACGACCGGAUUCUGAUAGAUCGCCUUUUUCAAGGGAAUGCUGAGGAUCUCUGGGCUGUCAAUCGGACGACUUCCGGAACGUCAAACCUAUAA
Messenger RNA from Exophiala xenobiotica, 714 nucleotides. RefSeq lists its product as uncharacterized. The transcript has a single exon. The record is from RefSeq and is a predicted model, not a curated record. Bases 1 to 714 code for a protein of 237 amino acids. Lineage: Eukaryota; Fungi; Ascomycota; Eurotiomycetes; Chaetothyriales; Herpotrichiellaceae. Gene Ontology annotation, molecular function: hydrolase activity.